This is a messenger RNA of Trypanosoma theileri, 921 nucleotides long. RefSeq lists its product as uncharacterized. Bases 1 to 921 code for a protein of 306 amino acids. The record is from RefSeq and is a predicted model, not a curated record. NCBI's taxonomy places the organism in Eukaryota, Euglenozoa, Kinetoplastea, Trypanosomatida, Trypanosomatidae. The transcript has a single exon.
AUGGCUUUGCUGCUAAGUAUUGCAUGUGUGGGGGUGGUGAUUGGAGAGACUCCUGUUGCUGGGGUAGGAACUCCACAACCUUUGGGGAAAAAUGGUGAAGCAGGCCCUCAAGGUCCCCCUGGUCCUACUGGACCUUCAGGUGAUAGAGGGAGUACUGGUGGAUCUUUGACAGAUUCUGCUUCUUCUACUUGUCCUUCAGCUACUGAUAGUGAAUCUACUGAGGUUGAUGGCCGUACCUGUGAUUCUCGUACUAUUACUACUGCUGCUGUCCGUUCUGGUGAUGGUCAUGGUAGUAGUAGUGUUGGUGGUAGUGGAGGUCAGAGUGCAGGGCAGCAGGGAGAAGAUACAUUGGUUGGCCAUACAGAUGAGAACAGGGCUGGCAACGGUACUGACGAUAAUCUCGCCGAACCAAAGCAGAACAAUAAAGCACGAACAGGCAGUGCUGAACAUAGUAAACAAUUAAAUGAAGCUGGUGAAGGAGUAGGGAGCCCUUCCGUUGGCGACAAAAGAGACGCUGAGAAUACUGAUUCCCAAACUGAUGCAAGGGUUACUACACAAUCUACAGGGAAACCAAGUGACGUUUCGCAAUCAGAAGAACCUUCAGCUCCCACACCCCAUAAUACAGGUAAUACACCUUCUGGCAGUUCAACUGUGGAUAAUCCAGUGGGUUCAGAUGCUGCAAACAAUGUAAAUAACGUUGCCCCUGCAGGUGAUGAAGCAGCAAGUAACCAAAAUGAAGAAGGAGCAGGAGAUACAGAAUCAAACACCACCUCAACAACAACAACAACAACAACACUUCCUCUUGAACUCACAAACAACAAGAAGAGUGAUGCAGACAGCAGCAGCAGUAUCAGCAGUUCUGUGUGGGUGCGUGUACCACUACUGAUUGUGGUUACACUGGCCUGUAUUCUUGUGUGCUGA